AAAAAGGCUAAAUAAAGCAAAGCGUUUGUAUAGCGAUUAGCGAGUUGACUAGUAAGGUGUGACUUUUUCGUCAUUUCUCUUCUGAGAUCUAACUUCUCUCAUCAAAAACGAAGACUUUCGUAUAAGCACUGUUCGGUGGCCGGUAGCUCACGCCGCCGGUUACCAUCUUUAGCUUUUGUCUUUUUUUGUUGUAAAUAUUUUCUUCCGGUUAGCGGAUCUUAUUUUUUAAAGUUUUUGCUAUGACGAUUUUUUGUGUUUUCAAUCUCUAUCGAAGCAAAUCUUCAUGGUUUUACGUUUGUUUCUUCGAUGGAUUUUGAUGUUUUAUAUAAUCCUCCUCUUUUGCAGUCCAUAAAUCAAAUACCGUUUUUUUAAGUUGAGUUUCUUCUGUUAUAUCAGAUUUGCACGUACUCCUUUUUUAGAGGAAUCAAUCUUCACUCACCCAUGAAGUGGUACCGUAGAAUCGGUUUAGAGGUGAAGUUUCCUUGAUAGAAGUAGGAGGUGGUGAUGGAUUGAUAAUAGCUGAUACUAAUGGCGAUUUAGAAGAAUUGGCAUCUUUCUAUAUGAAGAUGGUCCGAUAAGUGUCUUUUGGAACGAUUGUGUAAUCCCAGAAAUUUAUUAUCCGGUGUAGUGAUGGAGACUCCUCCAAAGACAAUGGCUUGAGCGAAAGAUAGGAGUUAAGGGGAGUUCAUAAAUGUGUCCACAAAGAAGAUGAUACAGAUCGCCGUUUUGUGACGGAGCUGCGUCUCAAACUUUCCAUUCUCCGCGGUGGCGCGUAUAGGCGCGUGUCUUUGGUGAUUAUACAACAACACGUGAAGACACGCGGCAGGGAUAAUUUCUUUAAGAGACGCGUGGAAUGUCUAGUACAUAUCCGAAGAAUCUCGAAGUAAAAAUAAGUAAACUGGGCUUCAUAUAAACGAGUUUCUUUAUUUAAUUGGGCCUUACGUAACUUUUCUCUGUAAUGCCCAUUUGGACUCUCUUAUAAAAAGAGAAUGUUGACAAAAAAAAAAAAGCGUAUUGAACUCCAAAUGGGAAGACUAACCAUUGGAAAUUUAAUUAUUGAACAAUUAGGCCUAAUAACCAAAACUCAGACCAAGAUCCGUACAUUUGUACCCAUGUCCAAAGAGAUAUAUCCAAAUGCCCAACUCUAUCAGAUACUAGUGUAGAAACAAAAGACAAAAACAAAAAAAAUCCUUGAUUAGACUCCAAAAUUGAAAAUUGCUUCAAUUCGAGCCGAGCGAAAGGGUAUAAGGGAGAUGCAGAGAAUCUCCAUUUCCAUCUCCGGAAUCAGAAGAUUCUCCGUCACCUCCCCCUCGCCAUCUUGCGCUUCAAACCACGUUACACUCGCCGGUAAGAAAGCCUUCUCCUUUCUAGAUUCGGACCAGACAUUUCCGAGGAACUAUCACCACCAAUCUCCGCUUUAUAAAGUUUCAUCCUUUCUUGGAUCAUGCAAAUCUCAAUCAAACUCCAAAAGUGUUCUUCUUCAAGCACAUGCUCACAUCCUUAAACUCGGUUACGGAACACACCCAACUCUCGUUGCCUCCAUCGUCGCAGCUUACAGACGCUGCAACCUCCCACACAUCGCUCGCCGCCUCCUCACUCGGUUCCUCUCACUCUCUCCUGGCGUCUCCAACACAAACCUAGUCAUCGAGAGUCUUAUGAUAAACGGCGAGUGCGGUUUGGCUAAGAAGGUUCUUCGUAAAGCGAGCGAUCGUAACGUCAUCACUUGGAACUUGAUGAUUGGCGGUUAUGUCAGGAACGUGCAAUACGAAGAAGCGUUGAAAACUCUUAAGGAUAUGAUUAGCUUUUCGGAUAUUAAACCGAAUAAGUUCAGUUUCGCUUCGGCUUUAGCGGCUUGUGCUCGUCUUGGAGACUUGAAUCGCGCGAAGUGGGUGCAUUCGUUGAUGAUGACGGAUGGUGGUGUUGAGCUUAAUCCGAUACUGUGUACCGCACUUGUCGACGUGUACGCAAAGUGCGGACAUAUUAAAACUUCGAGAGAGGUUUUCUAUGGAGUUGAAAGGGACGAUGUGUCUGUUUGGAACGCGAUGAUCACAGGUUUUGCGACGCAUGGACUAGCCGAAGAAGCGAUCAGAGUGUUCUCAGAGAUGGAAGGACAACAUGUUUCCCCGGAUUCGAUAACGUUUCUUGGGAUGUUAACAGCGUGUAGCCAUUGCGGUUUGCUCGAAGAAGGGAAAGGUUACUUUGAUCUAAUGAGUCAGAGGUAUUCCAUACAGCCGAAGUUGGAGCACUACGGAGCCAUGGUUGAUCUGUUAGGACGAGGAGGGAAGGUUAAAGAGGCUUAUGAGUUGAUAGAAUCAAUGCCUGUAGAGCCAGAUUUGGUGAUAUGGAGGUCUCUUCUUAGCUCCUCUAGAACUUACAAGAACCCAAAGCUAGCUGAAACCGCCAUACAGAAUCUUUCAAAAGCAAGGAGUGGAGACUAUGUGCUGCUCUCGAACAUAUACAGCUCCACGAAGAAGUGGGAGAGCGCGCAAAAGGUGAGAGAGCUGAUGAAGAGAGAAGGAAUCCGCAAAGCGAAAGGGAAGAGUUGGGUGGAGUUCGGGGGAGUGAUACAUCGGUUUAAGGCGGGAGAUGCAUCUCAUGUAGAGACAAAGGGUAUAUACAAACUGUUGGAGGAGCUGAUACAGAGAACAAAGUCUCAAGGCUUUGUGCCCGACACUGAUUUGGUGUUGAUGGAUGUCUCUGAAGAGGAGAAAGAGGAGAACUUGAACUACCAUAGCGAAAAGCUCGCGCUGGCGUUUGGGAUCUUGAAGAGUAGUCCAGGAUCAGAAGUUAGGAUUCAGAAGAAUAUAAGGAUGUGUAGUGAUUGCCACAACUGGAUCAAAUCAGUGUCCAGGUUGUUGAAUAGAGUGAUUAUAAUAAGGGAUCGGAUACGGUUUCAUAGGUUUGAAGAUGGGUUGUGUUCUUGCAAAGAUUAUUGGUAAGCGAGAAACCAUAGUUUGAGUGUUCGAAGAGUGAAGUUGAGCUUCCAUAGAUUCUUGUCUGUUUCUACAAUCUGAAACAUUACUGUUAUUGAAAGUUUAGGAGGUUCUGGUUUUGUGGGGUUUAUACGGAAAAUCUAAAAGUUUCAGAGACUA
Molecule: messenger RNA, 3092 nt
Organism: Brassica napus (rape)
Lineage: Eukaryota; Viridiplantae; Streptophyta; Magnoliopsida; Brassicales; Brassicaceae
Product: pentatricopeptide repeat-containing protein At5g50990
Exons: 1
Coding region: 1254-2939 (561 amino acids)
Biological process (GO): RNA modification
Molecular function (GO): zinc ion binding; protein binding; RNA binding
Source: RefSeq, a predicted model, not a curated record